AUGGUCAACAGCGCGCCCGCAACCCGCGCUGCCUUCACUGCGCUUGUUGGCUCCUUCAGGCACCACGAACAACCCGAACCGUCGCCAAUGCCCAGCGCAAAGAGAAAGCGAGGCGCUGUCGACUCUGAAAACACCACUCCGCGAAAACGACGGCCUUCGCCGCUCGAUGAGACCGAAGAUGACGAGAUAGCUCUUACUCCUUCGAAAAAGAGCACGCUCUCGAGACGCCAGACUGCUGCCGAGACGCUAAACAAGAGCCUUGCUCGUACUAAGCUCGACGACGAAGCAAACGGCCAACCCAACGGCGCAGCAACGCCCCGAUCGCAACGAAGAGUUCUAUUCGCAACACCUUCGAAGCACGACGACGACGAGGACGAGACCCCUAGUGGUACACCGACUAUUGUCAGAAAUGCAGACAGGUCUGCGCGCCGGAAAAGUGCCCGAAGGCUGCUACAACGCACCAUUGACGGGGGCCAGAGCGAUGAAGACGUAGAAGACGAGGAUGCCCUGGCCCGCCAGAUCUGGGAUGAGGAAGAGGUAGAUGAGCUAGGAGAGGAUGAGGAAGCAAUCGCAGCGUCUGAGCCCGCUGCAGUCCCGGAAACACCAACGAAGCGUGGGCGGGGGAGGCCCAAGGGGAGCACAAAGAAGAAACAACGCAGCCCAACACCACCGCAAGACCUCCCACCGCACGAGAAGUACUUCUGGCAGAACCGACCAGGCGGAACGAAGACAUCGAAUAACACGCUUCCCUCACAUGCCCUGCUGAACCACGAUGAGUACUUCACUCAGAUGCAGAAAUAUGAGGAUCCACAUGAGGAUGACAUAGCCUAUCUACACGCACUACACUCCCGCUCAUUCGACCAGUGGGUAUACGAGCUGGAGAAUGGAUUCAAUAUAUGUCUUUAUGGCUUCGGCUCAAAACGGAAGCUUGCCGAGGACUUCGCGGGCCAUCUCUAUCACCACCAGAUCUCUGCGACAAACUCUACCCCCCGAAUCAUAAUCAUCAACGGCUACAACCCGACUCUCACCCCGAAGGACAUCCUCACCACCAUCCUCACAUCUCUCCUCCCCUCCAGCGUCAAGCUCCCGGCGACUCCCCCCCUCCUCCACGCCCUCCUCCUCACCACCCUCGCCACCAAGCCCCCACCCACGCCCCUCACCCUGAUAACCCACUCCCUCGACAGCGCCUCCCUCCGCCGCGCCGCGACCCAAUCCCUCUUCGCCAGCCUCGCCUCGCACCCGCACAUGGCGCUGCUCGCCACCGCCGACACGCCGACCUUCCCGCUCCUGUGGGACCUGGGCACGCGCUCGGCGCUGCGCCUGCUCUUCCACGACUGCACGACCUUCGCGCCCUUCGCGCCCGUCGAGCUCGACGCCGUCGAGGCCGCCAACGACCUGCUCGGCCGCAGCGGCCGCCGCGUCCAGGGCCGCGACGGCGUCGGCUUCGUCCUGCGCUCGCUGCCCGAAAACGCCCGCGCCCUCUUCCGCAUCCUCGUCGCCGAGCAGCUCGCCGCCGGCGCGGACCUCGACGACGACGCUGCGGCCGCGGCGCUCGCGGCGCAGGCCGCUCAUGACGAUGAUGAUGCCGAUGACGGUGACGACGAUGUCUUUGGUUUCGCGGAUGUGCCGCAGACGCCGAGUAAGAGGGGGAGGGGGCGGGGGGCCAAGAAAGCGGCGGCGGCGGCGAAGGAGGCGGCGCUGCUGCUGCCUUCGUCGGCGGCGCCCGUCGUCGUCGGCGUCGAGUAUCGCGUGCUGUACCACAAGGCGGUCGAGGAGUUCGUCUGCAGCAACGAGAUGGGCUUCCGGACGUUGCUGAAGGAGUUCCACGACCAUCAGAUGAUCGAGAGCAGGAAGGACGGGGGCGGCGCCGAGAGGUUGUGGGUGCCGUUCCGGCGGGAGGAUUUGGAGGGGUUGUUGGAGGAGUUGGUGGAGUGA
Diplodia corticola is the source of this 1935-nucleotide messenger RNA. RefSeq names its product origin recognition complex subunit 2. The transcript has a single exon. Gene Ontology annotation, molecular function: DNA replication origin binding. Gene Ontology annotation, cellular component: nuclear origin of replication recognition complex; nucleus. Lineage: Eukaryota; Fungi; Ascomycota; Dothideomycetes; Botryosphaeriales; Botryosphaeriaceae. The coding region runs from base 1 to 1935 and encodes 644 amino acids. The record is from RefSeq and is a predicted model, not a curated record. Gene Ontology annotation, biological process: DNA replication.